Molecule: messenger RNA, 738 nt
Organism: Talaromyces stipitatus ATCC 10500
Lineage: Eukaryota; Fungi; Ascomycota; Eurotiomycetes; Eurotiales; Trichocomaceae
Product: glutathione S-transferase, putative
Exons: 2
Coding region: 1-738 (245 amino acids)
Source: RefSeq, a predicted model, not a curated record
AUGACUGCCCCCCAAGAGUUUGAUAUUCACGUUCCGACACAAUCAAUCAUUCAUUCACUCUCCAUGUCUCUCAAAACUCUCACUCUCUGGACCCUCCGGGGCCAUGCCGGCACGCCCAACCCCUGGAAGGUCCUCAUGAUCCUGGAAGAGCUCAAGGUUCCCUACGAGCCCAAGUUGGUCGAUCUUGGUGACCUAAAGAAGGAACCCUACGAGUCUAUCAAUCCUAACGGUCGUGUUCCAGCCCUCGAGGAUCCGAACACCGGCAUCACCAUCUGGGAGUCCGGCGCUAUCCUCGAGUACCUGGUUGACACAUACGACAAGCAACACACCAUCAGCUUCACCGCUGGCUCGAAGGAGUACUACGAAAGCAAGCAGUGGCUACACUACCAGAUGUCCGGCCAGGGACCGUACUUCGGGCAGGCCGCCUGGUUUACGAUCUAUCACCCCGAGAAGGUGCCCAGUGCGGUCGAGCGCUAUGUUAACGAAAUCCGUCGUGUUUCGGGCGUGCUCAACCGAUCACUCCAGAACAAGGAGUACCUCGUUGGCGGCAAGUACAGCUAUGUCGAUGCUGCUUUUGUGCCGUGGUUCGAGGUGGCUGCGCUCUUCUGGUCGAAUGAAAUGGAUCUCAAGAAGAACUUCCCGCAUGUUAAUUCCUGGUUGAACCAUAUCAAGGCUCGCCCGGCUAUUGCCAAGACCAUUGAUGAUAAAGCAAAGGCCGCGGCUGCUGAAGGGAAAUAA